Molecule: messenger RNA, 1659 nt
Organism: Hyaloperonospora brassicae
Lineage: Eukaryota; Oomycota; Peronosporomycetes; Peronosporales; Peronosporaceae
Source: the annotation of a GenBank genome assembly
AUGGGCGACUCGCGGUGCAGCUUGUCGCCACUCGAGCCGUCGCAUGACUACGGCAAGCUUCGUUACGCCUAUGCUGCUGACUCCAUCGAAGGCGGUGCCCUUCGAAGUGGGGGCCCGCUAGAGCUUUUCUCGCGACAGUACAUUGGACUCGUCGCGCAGUACGCCGCUGUUGGAUUUAUCGACGGUGUGCUGCCCAACGUGAUCUAUCCUUUCUUGCAGAACUAUCUCAAUAUCCCCGGGUCGCAAACCACUACAGCGAGCGUGAUGGUCCAGUUGCCCUGGAGUUUCAAAGUGUUUUACGGCAUUGUGUCGGACUGCUUUCCACUGUGGGGCUACCGUCGUCGGCCUUAUAUGGUCAUGGGUUGGAUCGUGUCGAUUGCUAUGCUCUUGGGAAUGGCGCUCACGCCUGCGGGGCGUCCGUACUUCACCGACUCGCAGUACCGAGACGUAAAGCCGGAAAACUACACGCCCGAAAUCAUUGAAACGAUCAAUUACGAUGCUGCCUCCCAGGGCAGCAUGUACAUCGUACCAAUGAUGGGGUGCGUCUUUGGGUACCUGAUGGCGGAUGUGUGUGCCGAUGGCAUUGUGGUGGAGCUAGCACAGCGCGAACCGAUCGAGAUUCGAGGAAAGACGCAAACCGUGAUCUACACGACGCGCUAUGCGUUCAACAUCCUCGGUCUUAUCCUGGUCGCGUUUUGCUUCAAUGGUGACGAAUACGGCGGUGACUUUGACUUCUCGCUGUCCUUCCCGAUGCUCAUGUCGAUCGUGGCGUUAUUGAUCGUACCGAUGGUUCCCAUCACGUGGUUUUUCAUUUACGAGGAGAGAUGUCACAACCAUCACAAGAGCUUCACGCACUACAUGCACGAGCUCUGGGAUAUCGUGCAGACGCGAGCGGUGUAUCAGUAUAUCGCGUACCAGACUAUUUCCGGCAUUUUCGCAACGUUUACAUGGGUAUCCAGCUAUCCUAUCCAGACCAACUGGGUGAACGUAUCACCUCUUGCAGAGAAAGUUGCCGGCUACUUUACUACAGCCGUGUUUGCCAUCUCGGUUUGGUUUGCCGGCAACUACGGUCGCGAUUGGGACUGGCGUCGUACUACCGUCGUGACCAUGGUUACGAACCUAGCGCUGGAUGCAGUAGUGAAGCUGUUGACAAUUUGGGACGUUACCCGUUCGCCUUGGUUCUGGCUCGGUAUUCCUAUUAUUCAGCAAAUUCCUCAAGGCAUCAUUUACAUUGUAAGCUCGUUCAUCAUCGUGGAGCUGUCUACGGAAGGACACGAAGGUGCAAUGUACGGUCUUCUCACGACGGUCUACAAUCUCUGCACCCCAUUUUCAGCCGCCAUCACACGGAACGUCAAUGGUCAGUUCGACUUGUCGACGGAGCGGAUCCAGAACGACAGUCACGACGUACGAUACGACGUGACCAUCACGGUGUUGAUCAUGUGGGCGAUCAACUUAUUGUCGCUGUCCUUCUUGCCCAUGCUUCCUCGGCAAAAAGAGCAGACGCACGUGAUGAAACGUCUUGGUGGCUCUAGUUUCUUGAUGGGCAUGAUCACGGCAGUGUAUCUGAUACUGGCGCUCAUUUGGUCCGUUACGACCAACAUCUUGAGCACCUACGAUUCUACCGCGUGUCUAGUUAUUGCUGGUGGUGAUGGCUGCUAG